Messenger RNA from Diprion similis, 842 nucleotides. Its product is annotated as F-box/LRR-repeat protein 15. The record is from RefSeq and is a predicted model, not a curated record. Gene Ontology annotation, cellular component: SCF ubiquitin ligase complex. Gene Ontology annotation, biological process: SCF-dependent proteasomal ubiquitin-dependent protein catabolic process. The transcript is spliced from 4 exons. NCBI's taxonomy places the organism in Eukaryota, Metazoa, Arthropoda, Insecta, Hymenoptera, Diprionidae. Gene Ontology annotation, molecular function: protein binding. The coding region runs from base 211 to 738 and encodes 175 amino acids.
GCCUGCCGUAAACGUAACAGAAUAUGGAGAUAUACUUCUGUUGACCCUAAACCUAAAUAAAACACGUAAAGUAUCCGCUGAUCGUACACAAUUCGUGUAUGUGAAUGUAUGAUUUUACAUUAUGUGAAAUGGUAUGAAAAUCAGUUAUAAAAUACAUCGUUAUUUGCUACUGACUGCUGUGUCGGCAUUCAAAAUCUGAGAAGUACUAUUAUGAUACAUUUGGUGGACUUACCUUGGGUGGAUGUGGUCUAUGCGCAUAUUUUUUCCCACUUGAACUUACAAGAUUUGUUCAGCUUGCGAUGCGUUUCAAAAGAACUUUGCCUUCUUGUCGACAAAUAUUUCGUUCCGUGGCAAUCGUUGGAUCUCUCUGAUUAUACUUGUAUUGGAUCUACUGCUUUUGGAGUAUUGGUGCGAUCUUGUAACAACUUGAAAUAUGUUAAUCUAAAAAACAACAACUGGCUCGACAGUAUUCAACUCAUGUUAUUGUUACACAAGCAUUGUAACUUGACAGCGUUAGAUCUGAGCGGAUGUAACAAUGUAUGCCUGCAUCGCAGUUCCAUUGAUAUUUCCAAGUGUCAGAAUCUCACUUCAAUAAAACUACAGAAUUGCACGUGGGUUACUGAACGGUUUUUACUGAACUUAGCACAAUGCACUAAAUUGCAAGAGGUGAUAUUGGCAGACUGUUAUCAAGUAUCAGAUCAAGCAGUAAUUUCUUUUUGCCAAAACUCGGGGAGGUGAGAUACCAGCAUACAUAGUUUUUUUUUUAAUAUUCUCAAUAGUAUUUGUUAUUAGGCUUUAAAAAUAGUUUUCAAAAUGAAUAUAUUCUCAGCGCUUCAAUAAUU